Molecule: messenger RNA, 525 nt
Organism: Anisakis simplex (herring worm)
Lineage: Eukaryota; Metazoa; Nematoda; Chromadorea; Rhabditida; Anisakidae
Source: the annotation of a GenBank genome assembly
GCUUUCGAUUGGCGAUUAUUGAAAGCAUCAUCAAAAACGGACGGUGUUCAUUCGAGAAUUAUAUGGACAUGUUCGUGGAGCAGUGAUGAUCGAUAUUUUGCGACUGGUGCUCGUGAUAAAAAGGUGGCUUUGUGGAGUGUUGCUGCGAAUGAUAAUGAAGAGAAGUCGACCCAUGUUCAAAUCGCUUUACAAAGUAAGCGAUCCGAAUCUGUGACGGCUAUCGCAUUCUGUCCCUGCCUUCUUAAUCAGAGUUACGUCUUGGCCAUAGGUCUUGAGAAUGGUCAGAUUGAACUGGUCGCUUGGAAUCCUUCAAUCGGAACGGCAACAGAUCUUUCGCUUUUGGCUAGUUUGGAUGGAUGCCGCGCACAUUCUCAAACAAUCGCACGAUUGAGAUUCCGGCCGAAACCCGGAAAAUGGAUGUCUGUGUGUGAGAGUGAGAAAUCGACGAAUGAGAAUAUUUAUGAGUUGGCUUCAGUUGCCAAUGAUAACGCCGUGAAAGUUCACCGAAUUCAUCUAUUAAACUGA